AUGACGGCCGACAGCGGGGAUCAACCGCCGCUCCUCGCCGCGUCCCGUUGCCACGGCGAGGUCGCAGAUGACUGGAGUCUUGCCAGUGUGAUGCCCAUCUACAGGAAGGGCUGGAAGGAAGAUCUGGGGCACUACAUGCCUGUCAGUCUGACCUCAGUAGCUGGGAAGAUUAUGGAACUGUAUAUUUUGAGUACACUCACACAGCAGGUGAAGGCCCAGCCAACAUGGGUUCAGGUCCAAGGAAGUGAUUCUGCCCCUGUACUCAGCCCUCGUGAGGCCACACCUUGAGUACUGUGUCCAGUUCUGGGCCCCCAGUUCAGGAAGGAUAUUGAGGUCCUGGAGCAGGUCCAAAGGAGGGCAACCAGGCUGGUGAAGGGACUCGAGCAUAGACCCUACGAGGAGAGGCUGAGAGAACUGGGGUUGUUCAGCCUAAAGAAGAGGCGGCUCAGGGGAGACCUCAUCGCUCUCUACAACUACCUGAAAGGAGGGUGUAGCCAGGUGGAGGUUGGGCUCUUUUACCAAACGACUUUCAACAAGACAAGAGGGCAUGGACUUAAGUUGUGCCAGGGGAAGUUUAGGUUAGAUAUUAGAAAGAAUUUCUUUACGGAAAGAGUGAUCCAUCAUUGGAAUGGGCUGCACACUGAAGUGGUGGAUUCUCCGUCCCUGGAGAUAUUUAAAAAAAGACUGGAUGUGGCACUCAGUGCCAUAGUCUAG
Messenger RNA from Calypte anna (Anna's hummingbird), 714 nucleotides. RefSeq lists its product as uncharacterized. Lineage: Eukaryota; Metazoa; Chordata; Aves; Apodiformes; Trochilidae. The record is from RefSeq and is a predicted model, not a curated record.